AUGCAGAGCUCCUCUUUGCUCUCGGCGCUGUGGGUUCAAGCUUGUCUGUGUGUGGUGAGUCCUGACAGGCGAUCACAGGGAGAGGGCACGCCGCUGCUGCGUUACCUUCAUCCUGAGGCAAAGGAUCAUGGGAGGAGCAGAGGGAUCAUGGAAUCAGCAGCGGGGAAAGAAGUUGAUCUGCUGCAGCUGCUGGACAUGCAGUCGGCCUCUCAUUACAAUGUCUCAGCAACAGACGAUGGGGGAGGAUGUCCAGCCUAUCAGAUUGGACAAUAUUCCACACUCGUCCUGCCAACGGCUUCAGUCUUUGGACCCGUGUUUCCUGCUGCUGCUCUGUGGGACGGCCUGUGGCACAGGCUCUCCCUGGCCUUCUCUCUGUCCACACUCAGCUUGUACCUGGACUGCAGUCGGCAGGAGAGCACCUCCUGGCGUCACGGCUUGGGACCGCGGAUCAGCACUUUGGGCCUGACGCUGCUGGGAGGAGCUCCCAGUCCUCACCACACACCGUUUACAGGAACCAUCCAGCAGAUGAGCUUUGUCCUGGGAGAUCCUGCAGCAGCCGAGCAGGACUGUCAACAUUACAACAACACAUGUUCAACACUGACUGACACACAGGAGGUAACAGCAGCAGAUGAGGUGACUUCUCAUCCUGGCAUCAGAGAAUCAUCCAGACCAGACGGUUCCCCACAGGACACAACUCUGAAGGCCGGACUCCCUGCGCUGACAGGAAGACUGAAUCCAGAGAGCAGCACCUCCGCUCUGAAGACACACACUGCUCAGACUGGUGCAGAAACUCAGACUACAGGCUCAACCAAAGGAGAAGAAGCUAAGACUAUAGGUGAGGAGACAGUUCUAGGUGGAGCUAAGGAGCUGCAGACAUCACAAAUAUCAUGGACAAUGAAGGAGACACAGAGAACAGAAGGGAGUUUGACAGUUGCUUCUGUCCGCACAGCUCACACUGCUCAAGUUCAUCUACCAUCGGGUGCAGCAACAGAGGGCUUCACAAGCAAUGAUGCAUCUGUGGUGCAGCGAGUGGAGACUUCUAUUUCAAGCCCAAACAUCCAACCUGAGAACCCAACAGCUCCAGGUGACACUUCACCAUCGGCAGGGGGAGCGACAGAAGCUGCAGAGAGACGUUUCUCUGAGGGGACUCAUGAGUUUGUCAUCACUCUGAUCUCAGGCUCCACCACAGAAUCAGGGUUUGAUGCUUCAAGUGUGGACGCUUCACCUGACGGAGGAACAAAGGAGGCCAAACAGGAUACUUCACCAGCCAUGAUUACACCUCCAGCUUCUGUAGUCACUCAUCCCUCCCUGAAGGUUGUCGCAGCAGCAGAAGAAGACACAUCAGUGGAGGGUGAGGGACUACAGGGUCCACCUGGACUAACAGGGCCAUCAGGACCUAAAGGAGAUAAAGGAUAUCAAGGUGUUAUGGGCAGGACCGGCCGGACAGGAUACAGAGGCCCCAUUGGUCCUCCAGGGAUGCCUGCCAUUGUUGUAUUCAAAACCUCUGAGGAAGGAUGGGUGGCUUUCAAGAAAAAGAAGAUCUACAAAAAGCUGGUGUCUUCCUGGCCAGUAGGUGUUUGUGUUAAAGAACAAAUGGUGUUGAAGUUCCUGAAAAAGUUAAAGGGCGUAUGGGGCCUCCUGGACCUCUUGGAGAUGCCGGACCAAUUGGGCCGCCUGGAAUUACUGGGAAACAAGGACGAAGAGGAGCUCAAGGGACAACGGGUAGUCCAGGGCCACGGGGUCUGCCGGGGCCCCAGGGCCGACCCGGAAGAGAGGGGACCCCAGGAGAGGACGCUGACCCGGGCCCUCCAGGCUUACCUGGAGAACAGAUGUGAAUGUCACUUGGCGCAGUUGUUGCAGCUUGAUAAAUAUAUUGUGUGCCUGUCCUACCAGGGUCCCAUUGGCUACAGAGGAGAGGAAGGCAGUAAAGGGGAGCUGGGUGAGUGGGGUUAUGAAGGAGAGGCUGGACCACAAGGAGACAGAGGACGAACCGGAGACAAGGGAAAUAAUGGAGUCAGAGGCUUUGUCGGGCUCCCUGGCUACAUAGGAAUGCCCGGAGCCAGGGGUCCUCCUGGUUUUCCAGGACCAUCAGGAACUCUAGGAGCGAUUGGAGCUCAAGGAUUCAGUGGACCACCAGGCCCACCUGGAAUAAUUGGCUCCGGAGGACUGAAAGGUGUUUUAGGAGUGAAAGGACCUCCGGGAGAACCAGGUCCUGAGGGCACAGUUGGAUUUCCAGGUGUUCGUGGUCCUCAGGGGAAUCCAGGACCAGCUGGACCAGUGGGUCCUAAAGGAGACCCUGGUGAUCUGGGAGAUGAAGGAGAUAUAGGAGAACCUGGACCACCUGGACUUAACGCAGCCAAUGGGAAUCCAGGAAAGCCUGGACCCUCAGGUGAUCCCGGGGAUAAAUCCAAGCGAGGUGACAAGGGCGAUUUAGGGUUUCAGGGAGACAGAGGGCCUCCAGGGCCUCCAGGUAGACAGGGAUCAAAGGGCCGUCGAGGCCCAUUGGGGUUAGAGGGACUUGAAGGACCAACAGGGCCAUCAGGACCUCCUGGUUCCAGCGGGUUUGAUGGCAUCAUGGGGGAGCAAGGAAAGCAGGGAAAAGAUGGUCCAAAGGGAGAUCGAGGGCCAACUGGUAUUCAAGGAGCUGCUGGGCCUCGAGGUGACAAGGGUUUUCAAGGUCAUUUGGGAAACAGAGGACAGGAUGGACCUCAUGGAGUCCUGGGCCUCAUUGGUGCAAAUGGAAUGAAUGGCGACCCAGGAACACCAGGCCCAAAGGGUGAAGCUGGCAGUAGUGGAUUGGAGGGAACACCAGGAAAACCAGGAGACAGAGGUAAUAAAGGUAAAGUAGGCCUCAGUGGACUUCCAGCGGAUGAAGGACUAAAGGGUAAGAGAGGCGAGGAAGGACCAAAUGGAAAACCAGGCCCCCCAGGUGAGAUGGGCAUGUCUGGACCACGAGGAUACAGAGGAGCUCCUGGUAUUCAGGGCAACAUAGGACCGUGGGGUGAGAUUGGGCCACGUGGCCUCCCAGGUGACCAAGGGCCACAAGGUCCUGUGGGUCCUCAAGGAGUUACAGGUUACUCAGGAUCUGCGGGGGCUUUGGGGCAAGAGGGAGUUGCUGGUCUCGAUGGUGAGGAGGGUGAUAAGGGGGACAAUGGACCUCUUGGAGAGAAAGGGCCGAAGGGAGCUAAUGGGGACACUGGCAAUCAAGGGCUAAAUGGAACAAAGGGUAUGCCAGGAAAACAGGGAUACAUGGGAGCGCAGGGACUCAGAGGAAAACAGGGGGUUCUUGGUCUCAAGGGUGAUCCAGGCCUCAAAGGCCCAUCAGGCAUGCCUGGACGGUUUGGACUGGGGGGCAACACUGGGACGACAGGAGGCAAAGGCCAGAAGGGGCUCCAGGGACCAGCUGGUUUACCAGGCAACAGGGGCUUUGAUGGCAAAACUGGAGGACCGGGGAUAAAGGGCAGUCACGGUGAAAAGGGCAAACUCGGUCUUCCAGGCGUCACAGGAGACAUGGGCAUAGGAGGUGAAAUGGGUGCAAAAGGAGAACCUGGAGCACGAGGCACCGCUGGGGAUCUUGGGAAGAUCGGGUUCAUCGGCUCUGCUGGUGCGAAAGGUCGACUUGGACCUGCUGGUCCUCGUGGAAUUCCAGGAGCUAAAGGAAAUCAAGGGCCAAAGGGAAAAAGGCCCCAACCUGGAAGGAAAGGGAAUAAAGGGACCCCUGGGAAAACUGGAGCUGAUGGAGACGCGGGGAGAACAGGACCUGCGGGAACACCUGGAAAACCAGCAAGUAUCCCUUCUGACAGAUACUGUUCAAUAAAUACCUUUAAAUAUACUGAAAAUCCAUUACUGGUAAACCACAGCUCAUCUCAAGGCUUGAGUGGACUGGACGGGUUACUGGGGGUUGAGGGUAAUGAAGGAUAUACGGGAGGCGUGGGUUUCAGAGGCGCUCCUGGAGCACCUGGCUGGUCCGGCAAGAUGGGAAACCCGGGGCCUCUUGGGAUCAGGGGAAACACUGGAGCAGGAGGGUUUAAGGGUAAAACUGGACAAAAAGGAGCACGUGGACCUCCUGGACCAAUUGGGCCAAAGGGUAUUCAAGGACUGAGAGGAGAGAAGGGGGAAUCUAGAAGUCUUGGUACCAAGGGUCUCCCAGGAGAAACAGGGAUAUUGGGACCGAUUGGUCCCCCGGGGCUGAAGGGGAAUCCCGGUUUGCAAGGGCUCAAAGGACAAAUAGGUCGUAAAGGAAAACAGGGAAGCACUGGUCCUCAUGGUCCACCUGGCCUAAGAGGCUUCCAUGGACUUCUUGGCAAGCAUGGCAAAAAGGGAGUGAAAGGUCUCCAAGGCAGGAGAGGACAUAAGGGACUGACAGGAACGCCUGGACCUCCAGGGAAACCAGGAGCUCCAGGCAAACAUGGUUUGACACAAAGAGGACGAUCAAAGCCAAGACCAGGUCAAAGAAAUGAGCCCAAAACAACAACAAGAACAAGAUCAAAGCUGACAAGCUCCAGACAAACACCCAAACACCUGAAUGAAAAGGGAGGACAACAAAAAAGGCCCAGGCUGGGGAACACGAGAUUGCCUCGAAGUGAUGAGGCAGAGAAAUCCUUCAUUUGGCCCCUGGGAACACAGGACGACCCCGGUACCACCUGCCAUGAGCUGGGACUCAUACACCCACAUCUGACUGAUGGUUACUUUUACAUGGACCCCAACCAGGGCUGUGUCUGUGAUGCUGUGAAGGUUUCCUGUAACUUCACAGCAGGGGGAACAACCUGUAUAGACCCUUUACAGUCACAGGAGCACGUGGUUGUGAGGGUUCAGGGCAGCACUGAGCUGCAUCGAGGAGAUAUGGAGUUGCUUCCUCUCAGAGAUCUGGGUAUAGCGAUGACGGAACCGACUGCCCUCGCCCCUGAGAUCACUGUGAUCAUGGGACCCCUCUGCUUCCUGUGA
Pleuronectes platessa (European plaice) is the source of this 4944-nucleotide messenger RNA. RefSeq names its product collagen alpha-1(I) chain. The record is from RefSeq and is a predicted model, not a curated record. The transcript is spliced from 56 exons. Gene Ontology annotation, molecular function: extracellular matrix structural constituent. Bases 1 to 4944 code for a protein of 1647 amino acids. Lineage: Eukaryota; Metazoa; Chordata; Actinopteri; Pleuronectiformes; Pleuronectidae.